UAAUACUUGCGAAAAUGAUGAUCCAUAUAUUGUUUUUUGUCUUGCAUUUUUUGAGUACUCAUGUUUGCCUUAAAGUUGAAGGAACUCAAACUAUACUAAAGGAAGAUUUGGAUUUGGAGAGACAACUUCGGCUUAUUAAUAAGCCUCCUAAAAGAAGUAUCCAUACGGAGUUUGGAGACAUUAUUGAUUGUAUUGACGUUUACAAGCAACCAUCACUAGAUCAUCCUUUAUUAAAAGACCAUAAGUUGCAGAGAAAACCCAACUUUCAUACCGUGAUUGGAGAACCAAGUCAGAAAAAUUUAAGAAUUAAAUCUAUGUUUGAAUUGAGUAAAGAUGAAUGUCCGGAGGGAACUGUUCCUAUACUCAGAACAACAAAGGAUGACCUUAUUCGAGAAAAGUCAAUGUUAAAUGAUCAUAUAUUGAUUAAAGACCUUCCUGGUGUUCAUUUAGCAGAAAUUUCUCUUAGACCUCAUUAUGCUCCUUAUUACGGAGUGGCAGGAACAAAUAGUAUCUAUAAUCCACAAGUUGAUAAGUUUCAAAUAUCUAUGUCUCAUUUAUGGGUUGAAAGAGGAACUGUAGAAGCAACUAAUAAAAUCUCUUUAGGAUGGCAUGUGGCUCCAGAAUUAUACGGUGAUUAUGCAUCUCAUAUUUAUACCUCGUGGACGUCAGAUAACUUCAAGAAGACAGGAUGUUACAAUCUUCGAUGUGCAGGUUUUAUACAAACCAGCAAAUCAAUUUAUCUCGGUCAACGCAUAACCAACGUAUCUGUCUAUGGUGGACCAACGGUUGACAGUUUCCUUUCUAUUUCUCAGGAUCGAGAGAGCAAAAAUUGGUGGAUAAUUAUAAACAAUAAAUUUAUUGGAUAUUUUCCAGCAAAAUUGUUUUCGAACAUGAGUUCAGCUGAUCAUGUAGGAUGGGGUGGAAGAACAAAAACUCGUCCUGGUACUAAUAGUCCUCCAAUGGGAUCUGGACAUCUUCCUAAUAACAGUGCUUGCUACUUUAGACAUAUGUGGUUUAAAGAUAAAGCUGAAGUUCCUCAUGGACCUCAACCAAGCCAAAUGUAUCCUUUGGUUGACAAAACCACUUGCUAUGAUAUUAAAAACUUCGGAGAUAAAGGAGUUCACUUUGGCUACUAUAUUGAGUUUGGAGGACCAGGCGGUAAUUGUGGCGAUUAAUCUUCUUUCAAUUAUACUUUAUAUCAAGUAAACAAAAACUAUCACAAUAUAUCACUUUCCUAUUAUUUUCUUUG
Vigna radiata var. radiata (mung bean) is the source of this 1249-nucleotide messenger RNA. RefSeq lists its product as uncharacterized. The coding region runs from base 15 to 1175 and encodes 386 amino acids. The record is from RefSeq and is a predicted model, not a curated record. The transcript is spliced from 7 exons. Lineage: Eukaryota; Viridiplantae; Streptophyta; Magnoliopsida; Fabales; Fabaceae.